Messenger RNA from Eruca vesicaria subsp. sativa (arugula), 2886 nucleotides. The record is from the annotation of a GenBank genome assembly. NCBI's taxonomy places the organism in Eukaryota, Viridiplantae, Streptophyta, Magnoliopsida, Brassicales, Brassicaceae.
AUGGCGAAUUCAGAGGUUUCUAUGAAAUCAAAUCGUGGAGGAGAAGUUGUUUACAGUGAACCAACAGUCGCUGUAGACCCUGAAGCUGCUCUCUACAGAGAGCUCUGGCACGCUUGUGCUGGUCCUCUCGUGAUGGUACCUAGACAAGGUGACCGUGUCUUCUACUUCCCUCAGGGACAUAUUGAGCAGGUGGAGGCAUCAACAAACCAAGCAGCUGAACAGCAGAUGCCUCUCUAUGAUCUUCCUUCCAAGAUCCUUUGUCGAGUCAUUUAUGUUGAUUUAAAGGCAGAUGAUGACACCGACGAGGUUUAUGCGAAGAUUACUCUUCUUCCCGAGCGUAUUCAAGACGAGAAUGUAAUUGAGAAAGAGGCUACUCCUCCUCCUCCGCCCCCGAGGUUCCAGGUGCACUCGUUCUGCAAAACCUUGACUGCAUCGGAUACAAGUACGCAUGGUGGAUUCUCUGUACUUAGGCGACACGCGGAUGAAUGUCUCCCUCCUCUGGAUAUAUCAUGUCAACCUCCUAAUCAGGAGUUGGUUGCAAAAGAUUUGCAUGCAAAUGAGUGGCGUUUCAUACAUAUUUUUCGAGGAACCAUGUUUACUGUAGACUAUAAACCAAGGACUAGUCCAUCUGAGUUCAUUGUUCCGUUUGAUCAGUAUAUGGAGUCCGUGAAGAAUAACUAUUCCAUAGGCAUGAGAUUUAAAAUGAGAUUUGAAGGUGAAGAGGCUCCUGAGCAGAGGUUUACUGGGACAAUCGUUGGGAUUGAAGACUCUGACCCCACAAGGUGGGCAAAAUCAAAAUGGAGAUCCCUUAAGGUACGAUGGGAUGAGACUACUAGUAUCCCUCGCCCUGAUAGAGUAUCCCCGUGGAAGAUAGAGCCAGCUCUUUCUCCUCCUGCUUUGAGCCCUGUACCCAUGCCUAGGUCUAAGAGGCCCAGAUCUAAUUUAGCUCCUCCAACUCCAGACUCUUCCAUGCUCAUAAGAGAAGGCUCAUCCAAGGCAAACGUGGACCCUCUACCGGCAGGUCGACAAUCAAGGGUCUUGCAAGGUCAAGAAUACCCGACCUUGAGAACGAAACAUAUUGAAAGUAUAGAGUGCGAUGCCCCUGAGAAUUCUGUUGUGUGGCAAUCCGCAGCAGAUGAUGACAAGGUUGACGUGGUUUCGGCUUCUAGAAGAUAUGAGAACUGGAUGUCCUCAAGCAGGCAUGAACCUACUGCGUACACGGAUUUGCUUUCCGGCUUUGGCGCAAACAUAGAACCACCCCAUGGGCAUCAGAUACCUUUUUAUGACCAUUCCUCAUCACCUUCUGCAAGGAAAAUCCUCAGCGAUCAAGAUGGCAAGUUUGAGUAUCUUGCUAACCAGUGGCAGAUGAUGAAUUCUGGUCUUUCCCUGAAUUUGCAUGAAUCGCCUAAGGUCCCUGCAGCACCUGAUACCUCUUUCCAUGGGCGUGGCAAUGCCAAAUAUGGAGAAUAUGCUGUGUAUCCUGCUGUGACGACUGAGAAUGCUGGUGGUAACUGGCCAAUACGUCCACGUGCUAUGAAUUAUUUUGAAGAAGCGGUUAAUGCUGAGGCUCGAGCUCAGGCUAGGGAGCAUGUACCAAAACGACCUGUGGUCAUACAAGAGGAGACAGUAAAGUCGAAAGAGGGUAACUGCAGGCUUUUUGGCAUUCCUCUUGUCAACAACGUUAAUGGGAUAGAUACAGCUAUGUCUCAGAGAAACAACGUUAAUGAUACUACGGGGCUUGCGCAGAUAGCAUCACCAAAGGUUCAGGAUCUUUCUGACCAGUCGAAAGGGUCUAAAUCGACAAAUGAUCAUCGUGAGCAUGGAAGAGCACUCCAAGUUAAUAAUCCCCUUCCGAAGGACGUUCAUAUUAAAACGACUUCAAGUAGGAGUUGCACGAAAGUUCUUAAGCAGGGGAUAGCACUUGGCCGGUCAGUGGAUCUCUCAAAGUUUCAGAACUACGAGGAGUUGGUAGCUGAAUUGGAUAGGCUGUUUGAGUUCAAUGGAGAGCUAAUGGCUCCUAAGAAGGAUUGGCUGAUAGUUUACACAGAUGAUGAGAAUGAUAUGAUGCUUGUUGGUGACGAUCCUUGGCAGGAGUUUUGUUGCAUGGUUCGUAAAAUCUUCAUAUACACGAAAGAGGAGGUCAGGAAGAUGAAUCCAGGAACUCUAAGCUGUAGGAACGAGGAAGACGCAGUUGUUGGGGAAGGAUCAGAUGCAAAGGACGCCAAGUCUGCAUCAAAUCCUUCCUUGUCCAGCGCCUGAAACUGUUAAACCGAGGAAACCAACACACCCUUUUGCUACUCGCCUAGGGGAAGUGAGUUAGGAACAGAGAUCAGGAGGAGAGUUCGAUGGUGGAGCCUGGGGAGCAACAAAGGGAUUAUGGGGUUUUUUCUGAAGAUAAGAUAUUAAAAUGCAAUUUUUGAAGUAUUUUGUUGGCCACUUAGAUUAUUAGCAUCUCCCACCAUCGUAUUAUCUAAAUGAUAAUAAAAUUAAUAAUCAAUAUAUAUUAUAAAGUAAACAAAAAAGGGUUGCGGGUAAUAUAUGGUAGAAUAUGGGAAGGCUUUUUUAUAAGUAGAAAUGAUGGUGUGGAGCUGUAGAUGGAGGCUGGUCUCGGUUCUUUGCUAUUUGUAUUUCUUUUCUUUCUUCCAGAGAUCUCUCUUUAAAGUCUUUUAUUGUUUAUAUAUAUAUAUUAAUCUCAAUGUAUAUAGGUUUUUAAGAUUGUACUCUUCUUAAUUUGUUCUUAUCUACGCUUAGCUACUUAUCAGAGUGUUCUUGAGUUUUGGUGUGGUUUUAGGGUUCAUACGUUCAAAUCCUGCCUUUCUGUUUUUAUCGAUUGAAGAAAACGUGAUGCGGUUUUCUCAGUGUGUGACUAGAAUAAAAACAAAUCGG